UCCGCGGAGGGAUCCCCCUUUCGGAGGAGGAGGCGAGGCCUUGCUGCGUGUCUUCUGCAAAGAGAGAGAGAGAGAGAGAAGAAGAAAAAAAAAAGCCCAAGGAGAAGAAGAAGAAGAAGAGAAAAGAGGAAAGAAGAAGGAUCAGGGGGGCAAAAGAGAGAGAGAAAACACCAUGGGAGAAAACCAGCCCGGCCGCGCCUUUUAAGGAAGGGGCGACGGCGGACGAGAAACACAAAGAUGAUGAGGAGAAGGAUUGCACUGUUUUCGUAGAGGGAGGCGUUUUGUUGUUCGCUUCCUGCGCCCGCCCGACUGUGUUUUUUUUCCUCUCUCUCUCUCCUUACUGCUACUGCUGCUUCUUCCCGGAUGGAGCGUUGAGGGUCUCAACGUUCCACAGCCUCCACAAGAACACGCCCCGGAUGGAACGUUGAAGGGCCCAACGUUCCAAAGGGGGAGCCUCUUGGGUCCUUUUCCCUCCUUCCUUCUUAUUUUGAUUAUUAUUUCUGUUCUUUUUUCCCCCUCCCUUUAUUGUUAUGAUUAUGAAAUAUUAUUUCUUAUUAUUUUGAUUAUUAUUAUUUCUGUUCUUUUGCUUCUUUUUCCCCCUUUUAUUAUUAUAUUAAAUAAUAUUAUUAUUUAGUGUAUUAUUAUUAUUAUUAUUUUGUGGAGGCUAAUAACUCUCAUCGGACCGCAGGGAGAACAAUAGAGAAGCUGGGGAUGUGAGGUUCCCCCCACUCUAGCACCCCAAAACCCACCCCAAGGCAUUCAAAUCCUUUGGGACGAUGAAUCCACAACAGAGGAUGGCGGCUGCCGGGACAGACAAGGAGCUGAGUGACCUCUUGGACUUCAGCAUGAUGUUUCCACUUCCUGUUGCGAAUGGGAAGAACAGACCCACGACUCUGGCCAGCACUCAGUUUGGUGGAUCAGCGGCCUUGGAAGAGCGGCCGGCCUCCGGGUCAUGGGCAUCGGGAGAUCAGAACAACUCGACUUUUGACCAAGUCAGGCAGGGCUACGGCGAAGGCUCACACUACAGCGAGCUUCGGGACCUGCCAUCCCAUAAUAACAUAUCUUCGUCCUCAUUCCUGGGAUCCGGGAUUGUCGGGAAAGGCUCGGAAAGAAGCGCCUACGCAUUUGGAAGAGACGCGGGCAUGCCAGCUCUUAAUCAGCAACCUGGUUUCCUGCCCAGCGAAAUGGGGAUCGCAAGUCCCAGCACGCUGUCGCCAACGGGGGUGAAGGGCGGGUCACAGUACUACCCGUAUGGCAGCAGCAACCCUCGCCGGAGAGGUGCGGAGAGCAACAUCGAUGGGCAGCCAAAAAAGGUCCGAAAGGUGCCUCCUGGACUCCCUUCUUCGGUGUAUCCACCCAACUCAGGUGAUGAAUAUAACAGGGAGACAGCCGGCUAUGCUCCUUCCAAAGCCCCCAGCACGGUCUACCCAGGAGCCUUCUACAUGCCAGAUGGGAUCCACAACUCAGCCGAUCUGUGGAGCUCCUCGGGGACCAUGGGGCAGUCCAACUAUGGGGUCAUCUUGGGUGCUUCUUCCUCCCCACUGCCUCAGUCGGGCAACUUCAGCGGCCUCCACCAGCACGACCGCAUGAAUUACCAGCUCCAUUCAGGAGAGGUCAAUGGUGGACUGCCGUCGGUGUCGGGCUUUUCUUCUACUUCCACCCAAUUCGGGGUCUCCAGCCACACGCCGCCCAUCGGAGGGACAGAGACCGCCGUGAUGGGUAACCGUGCAACUUCGGCCGGCAGUUCAGGGGAUGCCCUCGGAAAAGCCUUGGCUUCGAUCUACUCCCCAGAUCACUCCAGCAAUAACUUCUCUUCAAACCCAUCCACACCGGUGGGCUCCCCUCAGGGAAUCACAGGUUCUUCGCAGUGGCCCCGGGCGGCUGGGCAGGGUGCCUUGUCCCCGAGUUACGAAGGGACCCUCCACACAUUGCAAAACAAGAUGGAGGACCACCUGGACGAGGCCAUCCAUGUGCUGCGGAGCCAUGCCGUGGGCCAAGGGAACAACCGUGAGAUCCACGACCUGCUGGCCUCCGCCUCGGCGCACAGCACUUCGGUUGGGAGCCUCAGCCAGUCCUUCCCUUCGGCCUCCGUUCUGCCCCUUGCCGGCCGGCACUCGAACCUGGUUGGAGGUGGCCACCCGGACGAUGCCCUCCCGAACAACUCCAGCCUUCUCCACAACCACGUUGCGCUCCCUGCCCAGGCGGGUUCACUCCCAGACCUCAGUCGAGGCCAGUCUUCGGACGCCUUCAGCGGUCUGACGGCCGGUCUGGGCCGGGCCAGCGUCUCGUCGGGCACCAGUGAGAUCAAGCGGGAAGACAAGGAGGACGACGAGAACACGUCAGUGGCAGACAACUCGGAGGAAGAGAAGAAGGAGCUGAAAGGCUCGCGCAACCGAACCAGGUGCUCAGUGAACAGUCAAGACGAGGAUGAGGACGAUGACCUCCUUCCCCCAGAGCAAAAAGCCGAGCGGGAGAAAGAGAGGCGGGUGGCCAAUAACGCCCGCGAGCGCCUGCGGGUCCGCGACAUCAACGAGGCCUUUAAGGAGCUCGGGCGCAUGUGCCAGCUGCACCUUAACAGCGAAAAACCGCAGACCAAACUGCUAAUCCUACACCAGGCCGUCUCGGUCAUUCUCAAUCUGGAACAACAAGUCCGAGAGCGCAACCUGAACCCGAAGGCGGCCUGCUUGAAACGCCGCGAGGAGGAGAAAGUGUCAGGCGUCGUGGGGGACCCCCAAAUGGCCCUUUCAGCGUCACAUCCAGGUCUCGGAGAUGGGCACAACCCCGUGGGACAUAUGUAGAAGACUGUUGCUUUUCUUCACCAGGAAGCUGCCAUCUGUCAGAAGAAGGGAAUGGACAACAAUUUCCCCUCCCUCCUGCCCGCCCGCCUGUCGCAUCCGCACCAGAAACUGUAGCUCUGUUUCAAUAUAGAUGUGCGGCAAACGGACAUUCCGUGGGUCUCGAAGGAACUUUUUUCUUCUCUCGAACGGAAAAUGCAACAACGUCGUUGAAUCAGAUUUCUCUUUUAAAAAAAACAACUGCAAAGAUUGCCUUAAAUGUAUAUUCUGGAACUGUCAGUACAUAUCCUUCAAUUUGCGGAGCGGGGCGGUGCGGGGAAACCUCUUCAUUACAAGUGGCUUGUUCACAAAAAGGCCAGCAAAAAAAUAUAUAUAUUGUGCCUACGCAUUUUUAUUUUAUUAUUUUUUCCCUUUUUCUUUUUUUUAAAAAGAACAUUAGUUAACGAUAAUUUUUUUAAAAAAAACGUAGAACAAACAUAGUAAUGCCUUUUGGGUUUUUUUUAAAGAAAGCUUCUUUUGCAUAUAUGUUUUGUAAGCAACAGUGAAAAAUAAUGUGUAAAAAAUGGACUGAGUGACCGAGAGAAAGAAAGAGACUUGCGAUUUCCUCCCCCUUCCCCUGCGCUUUUUCCUUCUUCUCCCCCUGCUGCUGUUUCUCUCAUUAAUAUUGCAUAUUAUUUUUUCAGUGAGUUCAACCUGAGAUAUUAAAAGUUUGCAUUAAGAGACUGGAUAGUUUUUGGCAACGAAAAAAGGAAACGAAAGGAGAGAGGUUCGUUUUUGGGCCCUGACAAACUUCCAGCACAGACCUUAGCAAUUGCCGCAUGGGGCUCAUAAACAUAUAGUAAUCCAGAAUGGACUGGAAUCAUCUCUUUUCUUAUCUGGCCGCUUUGGAUGCUGCGGAGGGUUGGGGGAGCUGCUCCAGGAACCUCGCGAUUCUUGGUUCUUUUGUCUUUCUUCCUAAAGGAUGUCUAUGUCUCUCUAUGUGAUUCUAAAAAGUCUUACCGUUUGGCUUGUCCUCUCCUGUCUUCCCCUAAAAUAUAUGUGGGAAGAACAUCCCAAAUGAAGGCGGUGGCUUCCUAAAAAUGGCAUAAAGACAGCUAGGACAAGGAGGAUACAGAAGUCGCCUUCAGAAGGCAAAGAAAGAGAUGGAUCGCGAGUCGCUUUCAGUGGAAUGAAAGGACCGAACGCAAGGAUUGUGCUGUCAUGUUGGGAGGCAGAACGGAGACCAGGAGAAAAAAGAACAAAAGAGCCACAACCGGCACAAAUGAAAGGAAGAGGCGAAAAGGUGAAAGACGUGGCCUCCGAAAAGGGAAUCUUGGGGCAACGACACAACAUGCUUUUGCAGAUUUUUCUAGAAGCUCAGAAAGACUGGCCUCUGAGACCUGUCCGCUGUCUGAAUGGCUUUCACAGACGCUUGGCUUGCUCCUCUUGCCACACAGAGAGAACUGCCUUUUGUGAAUGGAAGAAGGGACACCUUGAUAGGACUGGAUCCCCGUGAAUCUUUGGUGAUGUGGGGAGCGUCGGUGGCUUCUCCGCAGUACAAACGCAUAGGGCGGCUCCUCUCAUUUGCACCCCAUAUUGCAAGUCUUUUUUAAUUUUUCAUAUCCCCGAACACCAUUUCUGUUCAGACAAGGCAUUGUGAUGGAGAGAAGGCUGUCAGAAACUGUGGAGGUGCUGCCACCAUAUCAACUCGGUGUUGCUCUUCCUUCAUGUCUGGCCCAGAUGUGGUCAAAAGUACCAGCGGACCUACUUAAGGACAAUGUUGGGUCAUAGCUGUGGAGUAAGGGACUUGGAUGUUGACCUUACAAAUCAUCCAUGAUAUCAAGACCAGUCGGUUGGGCAGAUUGUAGAAUCAACACAUCUUCCACAGUCCCCAUAGCUUCAGAGUUAUGAAGAAAUCCAAACAAGUACCUGAUUGCAGCUGCAGACGGUCCUUCGAUUUUGGCUUUUGUUAGGCGGAGGAGAAGACUGUCCCUGACACAAUGGUCAGGCAGAUUGUAGCGUCAACGCAUCAUUUGCAAUCUCCGUAGCUUCAGAGAACCUGAAGAAAAACCCAACGAGUGUCUGGUUGAGGCUGCCGAAGAUUUGUCGGGGGGCUGCUUGAAUUUCGCCUUUUGAGGAGUGGAAGACAAGCAUAUCACUGCCAUGUGCCAAUGACUCAAGAGACCGGUUGACAGAGCUGGGAGAUGUAGUUAGUGGCCAAUCAAGCCCAUCUGGGUCAAAUCGAGAAAUCAGCAAAGUCCAUCGGUCAAAAUAAUCAGUGCCACAAGGGAGAAACAAAAGCUAGAGGUCAAGAAUCCAAAUCAGUCCAUGAGUAAUAUGUAAUGGAAGAUGUCCAAGUUGGGCCAAAUCGGUCCAACGAAGCUAAGGAAGAUGCGAAUUGUUUCUUGUGUGAGGCCUCUGACAUUUCACCAAAGAUUAGGGAGCCUCCUCAGGGCCCUUGAAUGUGGAAUUGUGGAGUAAAAGACUUAGAUGUUGACCUUACAAAUCAUCCACGACGCCAAGACCCACAGGGAAGGACCCACUCCGUUGACAUUCCUUGUGGCCACAUCAGCCAGUUGAUGCCGCUGGAUUGGUCACCCGAAGCUAAGGAAGAUGUCCAGCUGUGAGAUUAUCGUGACCUGAAAGUCAAAGAUGGGCUCAUGGUUCCUUGUUUGAGAGGUGUUGACUCUGUUGACAUUCCACCAAAGAUUGGCCACCGGGACCCUCUCUAGAGCAAAUCCUUCUGCGUUCCGUUCUUAAAUUUCCAUGAGUCUACCCCACCUUCUUGCUCUUCAUGCCUAUCAUCGAAAAGGAUUUGGCGUUGGGGAUUUUUCUUCUGGCUGGAUAUGAGGAAAUUCCCAUCUUUUCCAUCCACUCUGUUCCCAAAUGCCACCUUCUACGGUCCCGUGGCCAUGCCCUCAAUUCAUCCCAGUUCCUUUCGGGACCUGGUAGUCCAAUGAAGGUCUGUCUCAUGGAAAACCGAAGCAAACAGGAUAGUGGUGUCUUCUCCCCACCAUCAUAUCUUUUUUGCAAGUCGGGGAAAGCUUUGCAAGAAUGUCAUUCGGAUGCAAGAAAAGGCACUCAUUUUCCCUGCCGUCACCAUCAAGGCUCCCUAUCUUUCCAAAGCGGCUUCCAUUCAAAUGUCUAAUCUCUUUUCACCAGCUCAAAAACAUGCCUGUUUUUAGUAUUUUUUUUUAAUUGUGUGAAAAUGUCUCUGUUUUGUGAACGGAUGGAAGGAGCCCCCCCCCCCUUUUCGAAGGGCGCGUCUACACUACAAGCCGUAAACCAGUUUCAUCCGUCUGUAGGAACUGUUCACUCUCCCGUAAUCUCUCCCUGUAUACUUUCUGGGAUUCCUGCAUCUCGGCAACGGCUUCGAAGCCCCGUUCAACGUUCAUAAUCCAGAGGUGUCCCAAAGGAUAUUUAUAUUAUUAUUAUUUUGGUCAGGAAGGGAAGGUAGAGCAUUUGAGGAGACAACAAAGGGACAACCAGCCAAACAAACAAACAAAAUACACAAUAAUAAUAAUAAUAAUAAUAAUAAUAAUAAUAAUAAUAAUAACGUCUUAGGAAAAACAAUUCCGGAAAAAGUAAAAAGAAGGGAUCAAGCAACACAGAGAACAAAUAAUGCAACUUGAUUCCUGCUGAGAUAUAUUUUUCUAGGCGGGGAGGGUGUGUAUUUUUUAGCCCUCUUCGAAGAUUUUGAGGGUUCAUUUGGGGGGGGGGUUAGUGUUGUCAUUAAGGGGUUUUUUAUAUGAUUUUUUUUAAAAAAAUGAGUAAAACGAGUCCUUUGUGGGAAGAAAAGGACAGAAAGCUCCAGUUCAUGACUCGUCUUUUGGAGUAAAUCAGAGUAAAUCGGAGCGUUUACACCACCGACGUGUACAACCCAGCUGUUCCGGAACUGGCUUGAAAUCCUCGUUGUUAAAUCAGAUGACACAUUUAUAGUUUUGAAAGAUAUAUAUAUAGUAUAAAUAUAUAUAUAUAUAUAUAAACAAAGUAUAAAUAUUAAAAAAACAAAAACGAAUAUGCCUAACCCUUGAUUUUUACGUAAAACAAAAAAAUGCUUAUUUGGGAUGGCGGGAGGGACAUUUUCUUUCCUCGUUUUGAACCUCAUCACAAUUUUCAUGGGGAGGUUCGAACGGUGUUUCCGAGUGCCUCAAGAUACGGAUUGUGUUCGUUUUUUUUUUUGUAUAAAAAAACAAAACAAAAUAAAAUAAAAUAAUUUUAUACAAGUGUUCAAAAAAAGAAAAUUUAGGGGGGGAAACCCACACACAGCUGGCUGGAUUAUUUGGAAUUUUUAAAUAAUCCUUAACGUUUUUUAAAAUAAAUAAAUAAUAAUUAAAAAAAGAAGUAGACUUUGGAGAACUGUCCUGUAUAUAACAGUACUGUAGCAAUAAAUGUGACAUUUUUAUAACAAGACAAUGACCUGUUUUUUGUUUUCUCCCUUUUCUCCCCCAUUCUCUGUCUUUCAGAUGUUGUAUACCUAUCGAUGACAAAAGUUGUAAUAAAGGUUUUACCUUGUACUAAA
Molecule: messenger RNA, 7296 nt
Organism: Anolis sagrei ordinatus
Lineage: Eukaryota; Metazoa; Chordata; Lepidosauria; Squamata; Anolidae
Gene: TCF3
Product: transcription factor 3
Biological process (GO): regulation of transcription by RNA polymerase II
Cellular component (GO): transcription regulator complex; chromatin
Molecular function (GO): DNA-binding transcription factor activity, RNA polymerase II-specific; RNA polymerase II cis-regulatory region sequence-specific DNA binding; protein dimerization activity
Source: RefSeq, a predicted model, not a curated record